ACGACCAGGAACCGUGAAUGUUAUAUUUAGAACUCGUGAAAUAAAAGAAGGCAAAAGGGCAUCGUAGCCUUCAGCGGAAGUAGCUUAGGUUGUUUGUUAGCAUAUAAAAGCGUUGCGUUAAAUGCCUGCAGUUAACAUUUCCUCCAUGUGAAGCACGGGACCUGCGUGCUCAGCUGGAUUGGUCCGUCAAAACAUCGGUUCUCAGUCUGUUACAGUCUCCGUUUCUCAAACAGCUAGCUAGCUGUCGCAGGGCAGAAGCUACUCACACAGCAGACGAGGAAGGAGGGGAGUCUUACAUUUCUCACUUGUAGGCCUAAAUAACACGCCACGUUUGCUGUCAUAGAUUAAGAGACAUUCCCCAUACGUUCCCAUCUGAUGGAGCACUGGUUGGCAGUCUUUGUGAAGAGGCACCAUGUUUCCUUGUCAUGUAACCCCUUGGCCAUCUGCUGAGCCUCCAGCCUCUUGCAGCAGUCAUGCAAAUCCAAUGCAACCCUCUCAGCCCUUGCCUGAUCUACUGUGCAGCUGUCCUGCCCCACCUUUAAACACCCACUCUGAGACACCCUCGCCGGAUCCAAUGGAGUCCCUAAUUGUCGUAACAGAGUAUGAACCCAGCCGACCGCCUGGAGAGGCUGGGGAGGAAGAGGUAGAAGAAAUGGACAGUUCAGAGACGCCGGAGCCAGCUUCCUCUGUGGCAGCACCUUUCCGGACUCCAUCCUGUGACCUUCUGUCUCAUACAGUUGGUCGGCCAGAAGCUCUACUACCCGGAAGCCAAGAGCAAAGGGGAAGGUUAAACUUUUCAGACAGGAAACUCUCUCUGCAGGAGCGCUCACAAACAGCAACCUCACCCUGUAGCUCACCGGGACUUAAUGGGCGCUAUAUUUAUCCAUCAUUACCGUACUCCCCCAUCACGUCACCUCAUUCUUCUCCACGCCUGCCCCGCCGGCCCACUGUGGAGUCCCACAGUGUUUCCAUCACAGACCUCCAGGACUGUGUUCAACUCAACCAGUACAAGCUGAAAGAUGAGAUUGGAAAGGGCUCCUAUGGUGUUGUCAAGUUGGCUUACAAUGAGGAUGACAACACAUACUAUGCGAUGAAGGUGCUUUCCAAGAAGAGGCUGAUGAGGCAGGCAGGUUUCCCACGGAGACCUCCUCCUCGUGGGGCAAGAGCCGCUCCCGAGGGGCCUGCCCAACCUAAAGGGCCGCUGGAGCGAGUCUAUCAAGAGAUUGCCAUCCUUAAAAAGCUUGACCACCCUAAUGUAGUCAAACUAGUAGAAGUUUUGGAUGACCCUGGUGAGGACCAUCUGUACAUGGUGUUUGAGCUGGUGAAGCAAGGGGCUGUGAUGGAGGUGCCGACCGAUAAGCCUUUCAGCGAGGACCAGGCACGUUUUUACUUCCAGGAUCUUCUCAGGGGAAUCGAGUACUUACAUUACCAGAGGAUCAUCCACAGAGACGUCAAACCGUCGAAUCUGCUGGUGGGAGAAGAUGGACACAUCAAGAUUGCAGACUUUGGAGUUAGUAACCAGUUUGAGGGAGCUGAUGCCCUGUUGACCAGCACAGUUGGAACUCCUGCUUUUCUUGCUCCUGAAACGCUCUCUGAGACCAGAAAGAACUUCUCUGGAAAGGCUUUGGAUGUUUGGGCCAUGGGAGUGACGCUGUAUUGCUUUGUCUUUGGAGAGUGUCCAUUUAUGGAUGAGCGCAUUCUCAGUCUUCAUCAAAAAAUCAAGACGCAACCCGUGGUGUUACCAGAACAUGCCGACAUAUCAGAUGAUCUCAAGGAUUUGUUAUUGAAAAUGCUGGACAAGAAUCCAGAGACCAGGAUAACGAUCCCACAGAUUAAGGUACACCCAUGGGUGACAAGGCAUGGUGCUGAGCCACUUCCCCCUGAGGACGAUAACUGCUGUAUGCUUAUUGAAGUAACCGAGGAGGAAGUGGAGAAUUCUGUUAAACACAUCCCCAGCCUGGCAACAGUGAUCCUGGUAAGAACUAUGCUCAGGAAGCGAUCCUUCGGAAACCCCUUUGACUGGGGCCGGAAGGAGGACCGCAGCAGUUUGUGUCCUCCAGGGCAAACCCUCACGAAAGGCAGAGCAGGCAGUGUGAGAUACUGCUACAUUCAUUGUAACCAAAAAAGGAAACAGGAAAGCGGUGACGGGAUGAGAAGUAUGAACCUGCCCUACGUGGGAGAGGAUGAGACUCUUUCCUGAUGCGGGAGGUUUAAUAUGCACGCUGGCAUCUGGCUGCCUGCAAUCACACAGCACAAAACCCCUUUACUCACAGUUUUAUACUUGCAGCCCACACAUCAUUUCUUGGGAGGUGGUCGAGUGUGGCAGACACUAACAAAAGGGAGGAAAUAAUGCUCUAAGGCACUUUGAUGAUCACUUUCUAAGCUUUUAUUCUGUCCUGUCCUCUUACACAGUUUAAUUUAAGGUUAUGGGACUUAAACUGUAACAUGGAAACCAUCCAAGGGUGGAGCAUCCUCCUUUACUUUCAACCUUCGCCCCUUUUUGCCUGGCCCACUCCUUCUCCUACCCUGCAUGCUCUUAUAGUCCUAGCAUGCUUUGUCUCAGGCUUCAGCUGUACAGUUUCGGGUUUUAUCAUAGUCUAGCCACUUGUGUUUCAGGUAUACGGGACGAAGGAAUAUUUGGAGGGGGGUUUUGGGUGGGGGGCAGGAUGGUUGUCUUCACCAUCACCACCAACAUUUAAAUAAGCAGUUUUCUUAAAAACGAUUGUCUGGUUCACUCUGCUUCGUGGUAGCAGUGCCCAGUUUGGUAACACAUUUUAGAGUGAAGUAUCUAUAGAAUUUACCCAAAAUGGGGGGAAAAAGGAGAGUGAAAAAAUGUUUACUUCACCGAAUGCAUGUGUUUACUUUCCCAAUGCAAACACUGUAUAAGCUAUUUCUAAACAGUUACAUUGUUGUACAGCCAUUACUUUUGUUUUUUUUCUCAUUUACUACAAUCAAUAGCUUUCAGAAAGCUUUAAUACAGUUGAUAUAGUGCUUUGUGAAUAAUAACAUUCAUUGCUGCAUACAAGAGGGCAUAAAAAAGUCAUCCUUCCUCUUUCCUUGUUUUAAAGAUCUAGUGCUUCUGGUGAAUCUUUUUAAGAUGUACUAUUAUGUGAUUUUUAGGUGUUUGCUAUAAAUCCUGCGUGAAGGUGAAGGUGAGCUACUACCUGAUGCGUUUGGGGGAAAACACAACGUGUUAGUUCUAAAUGAUUCUGUAGGUUAAACGUGUUGUUGAAGCUGUAAAUCGGUCUGUUUAGACAAAAACGGGCUUUGUGGUCGGAUCCCGAGCGUCACAUGAUUUCACUGUGUUCACGUAUUUGUUUCACUUCUCCAAGUUGAGGUCUGUAUGCAGACAAAUUAAACAGAAAAUCACAAUUGAACCUCAAGCUUAAAACGACAACAACAAAAAACUUGUGAAUGUUUUUACUAGUUUUGUUUGUUUUUGUAUUGUAGGAGGUACCGAUAUUAUGUUAAAACUGCACAUUUCAAAGUCAUUUUGUAAACUAUGAUAAAUUGAAAUAAAUAAAUAAAUAAUGCUGAUCUAUUAGAAAUGGUUGCUGAAGUGAGUUUAAAAUGGAAGCAUAGUGCAAAUGCAGACUUUUUGUACAAAUCUAUGCAUGGCAUAUUGUCGAAGUGUUGAACUUAGAAACAUUUCUCAUGUUUGGUCUGGGCUGUAGACAACUCUGCAAAUAUUUCAACUUUUAAAGUAGGUUUGUUUUUGUUUUUUUGUUUUUAUUAACGAGCUUCAUUUUCGGUCCUAAAGCAUUAAGUUAUUUAUGCCUCAGCAGUAAAAGGCUGAUGGGGGUUGUCGUCACCCUGCCAGGACGCUCAAGUUUAUUAAUGCGAUAACUUGAGAAUGAAGCGACGUAGGAGUUUCAGAUUGUAGCUACUAAAAAUCUCUGACGGGUUUAAAUCUCAGUGAUCUUGACCUCAAGGUCAGAGGUCAAGUUUUCUGAAAUGUAAAUGUGAUAACUCGAGAACAAGAUGACGUAGGAAUUUGAAAUUCAGACCACAGGUGCAUCUAGUAGGAGGCUGAGGGGUACCACUGGCCACUGCCAGUAUUUCUUUUUCCUCCCACACUUUUGUACAUUUUGUUGAGCCAUCAUUGUUUCCCUCAUCAGUGUGUCUUUAGUUAACUUAGCGUAUUAGCACGAUAUUGAAAGUAGUUAUUACAUUCAAUGCUUCCACACACUAAUUACUUCAGCACUAACGUGUUGAAUGUAUGAGAAAGGGACUGGAAUCUUUUUGUACGUACUUCUUCUUGCAUGUCACUCUGAACUGUACUGUAUGUCUGUUUUUUAAGACGAGUACUAUGCACAUGGUGUAACUUAAUGGUGCAACGGUACGCCCUGUCAGAUACCUGUCAUGUACACCGUCCACACCCACCGAGUUGAAUCUUUAGGGCUGUAUGUGGUUAAUUAUUUUUGCUCAUGUACCUUUUUUUUCCCCUAAAAAAAGAUAUCCACCUUAGAGCGUAGGGACAUGCACUUUGGUUUUAGACUUCCAAUAAGGUUAAAAUUAGUUUUGAAGUGUAAUUUCGGUGAAGAUAUCCAACAAAUAAUAACGUUUAUCUUCAGUUUGCUCUGGAUUGUGGACUGUUACCACAUAGUUGUAACAUAGUGCACCUACUGUAAGUUGCUGUUAACUGUCAGAUUAAUUUGUUGUCAUGAACAUAAGAAGACAGAUGCAUUUCCUUUGGUGUGAAUAUUUUCCAUAACCAACAAGAGUAAAGUGAGCUACUGUUUGAGUGUGAAUGUGGGGUGCAAGUCACAAAAACAACUGUAUGAUAAAUAUUUUAUACAGUAUUUAAACUUGUAGCUGGUUUCAAUAGACCUGCCCAUUGUUGCCAGAAUGGUCAGGCUAAGUGAUUAACCUUUAUUGUUCACACAAUUUUGCAUUCUGUAGUGUAAUUAAUUUUAUUAAGAGCUUUUGGGGGGGCGGGCUCUUUUCCUCCUAAAUGCAUGCUAACUACUGAACACAUACCACUGUAUUGUCAUAGCAUGAGAGGUCCUUUACAUCAAAUGGGACCUUUAAAGUAAAUAUUCUCUACAUACCUGUACCUUGUUCAUAAUUUGAAUAAAGUAUAAUUGCCUUUC
Pundamilia nyererei is the source of this 5093-nucleotide messenger RNA. RefSeq names its product calcium/calmodulin-dependent protein kinase kinase 2 (gene camkk2). The record is from RefSeq and is a predicted model, not a curated record. NCBI's taxonomy places the organism in Eukaryota, Metazoa, Chordata, Actinopteri, Cichliformes, Cichlidae. The transcript has 18 exons. Bases 413 to 2200 code for a protein of 595 amino acids. Gene Ontology annotation, biological process: CAMKK-AMPK signaling cascade; protein phosphorylation. Gene Ontology annotation, molecular function: protein serine/threonine kinase activity; ATP binding.